Messenger RNA from Cetraspora pellucida, 1635 nucleotides. NCBI's taxonomy places the organism in Eukaryota, Fungi, Glomeromycota, Glomeromycetes, Diversisporales, Gigasporaceae. The record is from the annotation of a GenBank genome assembly.
AUGGGAAUCUGGUAUAAAAAUUUAAUAGAACAAUCACAAAACCGUAUAGCUAUUAAACGAGAUAAUAAUAGCUGGUUAGUACGUGAUACAAGUCAAUUAAUAGUUUUAGAAUGUCACAAAAAUAUGGAUCCUUUAGUCUUAAAACAAAAUCAAGUUGCAAUACCAAGUACUACAGUAGGUUUCAUAAAUAUUGACAAUAAUAAUUUUUUGCGUGCAACUGUUCACCAAAUGUUUCCAAAUCUGUAUUCCGAUUAUCAUAAAGUAACCCAAUGUUUUCAAAAAGAAAAUAAACUAAAAAAGUCAUUACAACGAAAAAGCAAAAAUCUUUCAACAAAGGAAAUACAAGCACUUAUAGUCAAAUAUAAUGAACUUGUUGCUCAUGUAUAUAAUCAAAAUCGCAAAAUAUCAUAUUUACAACAGCAAGUUGACUCUUUUAAAGAUUUAUACAAGCAACGAAUUAAUUCAAUAAAUUCUUAUCAAAAUAUUGAAAAAAAAAUCGACCAAGCAAUUAAAGACAACCAACUAGAUACAGCAAAAAAGUCAGCUUCUAUGGCUUUUCAAAAAUGUAUAGAAUAUAUAAUUAACCUACCAGAUUCUACUACUUUAUCAAACCAUUUUAUAAUUACAAAACAAUUUCCUGUCAGAUUUGAUACAUCUUGGUCACAUUGUCAAUUAGCUAAUCAAGGAAGUGGUGAAUUUAUUUUUCAGACAACAAUUCCAGAUUGUGAAGAAUUAUUAGAAAAGCUUGCACAUAAUUAUGAUUCAAAUAAAUUAGACAUUUUUCACGGAAAAAUUACAGGAAAUACUAGAAAACUUACUUUAGCAAAGUGGAUGAAUGGAAACACAAAAAUAAUGAUUGCUACAACUGCAUUUGGAAUGGGAAUAAAUAUGAAACAUGUGUGCCUUGUAAUUCACUUGACAUUUCCUUUUAGUAUAACUCACCUUAUUCAGCAAGCCGGUAGAGCUAGUCGAGAUCAGUCUUUGGCAAAAAGUGUAAUAAUGUAUUCAAAAAAUGAUCUUCAUACGAACUAUUCAAUUCUCACACAAGAUCAAGAAAAAGAUAUUAUGUCAGUAAGCAAUGAUCAAAAAUUAAAAAACAUUCAACAAAAACUAUUUGAAGUUACAAAUUAUUGUAUAGAUAUAUACCGAUGCCGAUUUCAAACUAUUACUAAUUACCAUGCAUGGCCAAAUGACCCAGUACUUCUAUCAUGCAAUAUAUAUGACAAUUGCAAACGUCGUAAUAAAGAAAAACCAAAAAAGAUUGAUGCAUCAGAAGAAAUAAUAGAAUUAUUAAACUUAGUAGAAAAACUAACCUGUCAAUAUUCUGGUGAGGUAAUUCCAUUAAAUAUUAUAGAAAUGUUCAGUUUGGCAGAUAAUGCACGACUUAGAAAAAGAGGUUAUAAAGAGCUCAUAGGUGAGCGUACUAGUCAAAAACCAAAAAUUUUGAAGAACAAAGAACUUGUAACUUUAGCAUUAUCAGAUCUCGUAGUUAGAGGAUUAGUAAGACAAGAAAUUAUACUUCGCCAUCCAAGUCCAAUGGCAGCAUAUCUUACUUGUACUGUAGUAGUACAUAGAAUUAAUGAAGGUGCAAAAGAAAAGGUCCAAAUCGAAAAAUGGAUGUAUUGGCGAAAAUAG